Paramuricea clavata is the source of this 3591-nucleotide messenger RNA. The record is from the annotation of a GenBank genome assembly. NCBI's taxonomy places the organism in Eukaryota, Metazoa, Cnidaria, Anthozoa, Malacalcyonacea, Plexauridae.
AUGGCUGAGUUGGAGAAAACCCGCGCAUCAUGUACGCUUCCUGGCCAACCGAUAACUACGACCCUGAAUAUAUAAUUACAAUCUACCACAGCCUGCACAAGGACGCUAUGAAACCCCUCACGGUUGACAUGAUCUGUGUGAUUUUUGUUAGGUGCCAGUAUCGGUAUGUGAGUUCCAUCUACUGCGCCCGCACACAUGGGAAAGCUCCAUGUCUCUUCAUAACCUCGUAUGACUCGCAAAAGGUCAUCACCCUUAGGGAAUCUGAUAGCAUUUGAUGAUUUGGAAACUGCUUUGCUAUUGCAUGACAUACUUCUUGAAUGCACCGGCACACAAACGACCGUGAAACUCCGAAUAAGUUGCUAAUUGUGCGGUAUAUUCAGCCGUGGAUGCUAGAUAAUAUAAUGUAACUGCCAGCCGUCGAUUCGUUGAAACUGCUUCUCGAAGAUGUGUAUUUUCAUGAGCUAUUUCGGGCUCAACCCUUCUGAGAAUAAAUGUAAACGUUUCUUUCAUAACUUUGAAGUUAGCAUACCAUAGCUAGCCGUUGUAGGUAUCGUCCACCAUCUCAAACCAGAUCUGUGUUCGUGGGUGCAUCCACAGUAUUCUAGUUCUUUGGCGAUGAAAAAAAGCUAGUACAGUUGCAGUAAAUUCUUUUUUACCUUUUCUUUUUAUCAGUGGCGGCGCCAGGCCUCAGAAUUUGGGGGGGGGGGGGCAUUUGAGGGUCAAACUCAUAUUUUUGGGGGCAAGAUAGAAUUUUUAAAAAGGUACUGCUAUUUCCCCAUGCCGUUGUCACAGGACUUUUGCCCCCCUCCCCCCUCCCCUGGAGAUUCGCUUCCCUCUCAAAAGGGGCGAUAUUCCUAGGAACACCGCCCCCGGGGGACGAAUAUCCUAGGAAUAUCGCCCCCCCCCAGAGGGGCGAAUGCCCCAGGAAUAUCGCCCCCUCCCCCUUUAGGAUAUGCGCCCCCCCCCCCAUAUAUGCGAUGUGGUUUAUUCAAAUAAUUUCGUGAUACUUUCAUCUUAUUAGUGCCUUAAGGUCCAUACAGACCGGACGCUAUUUGGCAACGCGACGCGAAUUUUCAGUUUUCAAUGAUAUUUAACUUUAAUAUUUUUCAUUGUUUUUCAAAUAUUCGGGACCAGUUAGCAAUUUUAGCUAUUUGGUCUGCAUACCUUGUAAAAUUUUUAUCCGUUGACGGUUUUAUUUGUUUUCGAAAACUGAAAAUUCGCGUCGCGUUGCCGAAUCGCGUCCGGUCUGUGUGGGCAAAGACACGUUUGAGACUGAAUUUAACUUUGCAAAUCUAAAGCUUUUUUGUCUUUUUUGAAACGUAUUAUUGGAGUAUUGGCAAGUUUUACCAUUCAGAGAUUUAGAAACUAAUAUUGAAACUGUAAAAGACAGUUUCACGUACACGCGCAUUCACUAAUGAAAGACAACUUAUAAGCCAUACAUUUUCCGAUGACGACAAAACGCUUGUGUAGCCUUUAGUUGCUCUCAGUGACUAAUAAUUUUUUUGAGGGGGAGGGGGGGGGGGGAAAUUGGGGGCAAAUAAAAUUUGGGGGGCCAAAAAAAUUAGGGGGGUAUCCUCCCCCUGGCGCUGCCACUGCUAUUUAUGUUGUGAAGCGCUAUUCUACGUACACGCGGUUAUCUUUAAAUUUUGCCAAGUGUGUUACACUUGGCAAAAUUUAAAGAUAACCGCGUGUACGUAGAAUAGCGCUUCACAACAUAAAAAGCAGUGGCGGCGCCAGGGGGGGGGGGGAUGGCCGCCCAAAUUUUUUUUCUCCGUCUCCGUUUUGUCACAUAAAAAUACCAAACAAGUGCCGAAUUUGCUGUUUUUACAUCCUCCAUUUUUUAAAAGUUUGAUUUAAUGGCGCAGUAUUUAAGCGGGCCGUAUUCAAGAGUAGGGGUGCUAGUGCAUCUUGAUGGCCCGCCAAAAUUUGUAGUGUAAACGAUGCUGAUUUUUCAAGAAAAUGGUCCGCGUGCCAAUAUUUAAGAGUGCCGUGCCAAAAAUGAGUGUAGUGUAAACGGGGCUUAAGUAGUGAUUUAUUCGUAUGAGAUGUCAUUUCAAAUCCUCCAACUCGGACAGGACUAGAUUUCAAGUCCUCUUAUUUUGAUCCAGUCCUCGGCUUCGCCUUGGACUUGAUCAAAUUGCGCAGGCUUGAAAUCUAGUCCUGUCCUCAUGGUUGGAUUUGAAAUAUUACGUGAACUUCAGCGUACAAAGUCACUAUUCAUCAAGCAUUCAUCUCCUUUUAUAGUUAUUAAUGAAGCAAGAUGGAUCCCAGACUCUGAUAUCUGCUUGCUACCAGGUAGAGUAGGAUCAUGUCGUGCUGGCUUUCCACGAUAUUAUUACAAUGCCCAGCAAGAAAGGUGUCUUAUAUUUACAUAUGGAGGCUGCGGUGGGAACAGAAACAAUUUCAGAAAUGAAGCAGAGUGUAAACGAGCAUGUGGUAAGUGGUCUAAGAAAAAGUAUAAGAAAGUAAUGCACCCCCUAAUGGAAAAGCUCAUCAACUCUCUAUUUGAAGACCUUCAAAUCUUGAUCUUGUGAGAUUUGAUUGAAACACCUAAAUGAAUGACGUAACUGCGCAUGAACACAAUAAAACUAGAAUUAUUAAACAUUGCAGGUUGCGUGAAGGUAUGUCCUUAUAUUUAUAAACCACUAUGUGCUACAAAUGGCGAAACGUAUUCAAAUUUGUGUUCCUUGGAGAUUGCCAACUGUAAAAGUAGUGGUGCAAUUGUAUUUGAUUAUGAUGGCGAAUGUGGUAAGUAAUUUUCAUUUUCAUCUAUAUACUGUGCAUGAGGUAGACGAUGAGAUAGAGAUGAUUUCAGGACUGUUUUUCAAUUCGUGCUGUGGGUCAGCCACUCAGUACACAUCAUUCUCGUCAGUCGUAACACAGAGGAUAUAAACUCUGGCAUAAUAAUGACAUGACCAAAAGUGGCUGCAAGGGCCACUUUUGGUCAUGUCAUUAUUAUGCCAGAGUUUAUAUCCUCUGUGUUACGACUGAUGAGAAUGAUGUGUACUGAGUGGCUGACCCACAGCACGAAUUGAAAAACAGUCCUGAAAUCAUGUCGAUGGUGUUGUAUACUCCCUUACUCGCUUUCAACUCAUAUAUUCAUGUUCACAGACUGUAAAAACAAUCACAUUCAAAGGAAAUAAAUGAUGCAGAACAUGAGUAUAUGAAUAUCUCCCCCCAAUUAUCGACUUUCCGGCGCCCCUGUGUAUAUAACAACUGUUUGGAAUGUUACACCGUGGCUAAGACAAAAUAAUAAAAAUCCAUUAACACUGGUCUUGUCAACAAACAUAAUGUUCUCUCAAGUUGGAUUUUUACUUCAGCGAACCAGACAUUGAUAUUUUUAAUGCACGUAUCGGUUUUCUUUUUUAUUAUUGUGGGGAUAAGCACCUCUAGCGCCCCCCCCCCCCCCAUAUUCCGCCUAUGUAUUAAGGGUUUGAAUAAAGCACUCGAAAUUUCAUGAACUGAAAACCACCCAUGCAAACACUGCAACCGCGCGAGGUAAUCACGAUGUUUAAUUUGUUAUUUAAUUGUGCAAUUCAUUUAGUCAGUUUGUAUUGAUCAUAACAGAAAUUUUAUUCAUUGUUAGAUUAA